Messenger RNA from Heterotrigona itama, 1746 nucleotides. NCBI's taxonomy places the organism in Eukaryota, Metazoa, Arthropoda, Insecta, Hymenoptera, Apidae. The record is from the annotation of a GenBank genome assembly.
AUGCCUAAGUUGUGUAAGUAGUUAAUUUUAGUUGCAAUAUAAUCAGAUAUAUUUAACUCGUAUGCCAAUUAUCUUUAGGAUAAUGGCUUGUAUCGUGCGAAUUGCUUAUAUUGCUUGUGUGAAUUCGUCUGAAUUUAAAAUAUUUUUCGAGUCGGAUCGAUACAAGAGUUGGCGCAUGCGUUAAUAUUUCACAGAUUAGGACGCUCCCUUUGAUAUUUACGGCGAGAAGAUCGCAAUGUACAGAGGGGAUAAACGAUUGUAGGAAGAAGGUAAAGAUGUUUGAGUUGUAUGGUAUGAACAAAGGAGGUAUGGUUUAUCGGUCCCCGCCACCAAGGAGAAAAGAAGUUGAUAUAUUAGAGACUUGUUUGCAACUAUCGUCUCCCGAGUUAAUGAGAAAAUUGCCAAACGGUGACGCGGUACACCAUACAAAAGACUCAGUUGUUUCCACUUCCUUCAAUAAAAAUAAAGAUCUACCAAGGGAAAGCAGGCAGAACGUAUUAAGAAAAUGGAUAGUGAUGAUUGGUUUCUUCUUCCUUGGAUGUGCUUUGGUCGCUGGUGUCGGAUUACCUUUAGCUUUAGAAUUACGAAGCUCGCACUUACUGGAAGCUAGGCUUCAAGUUGUACGACGAAUGCUCUCCGAAGUACCUUUAAUCGACGGGCACAAUGAUUUCGCAUGGAAUCUACGGAAGCAUCGAGGGAGCACAAGAUUAAAAGAUUUCCCUUUUGACGAGGACUUGUCGCGAAAUAUAAGUUGGGGCUCUCAAUGGCAAACUGAUUUGGUGCGGUUACGACAAGGUAUCGUGGGCGGCCAAUUCUGGUCCGUUUACGUUCCGUGUGAGGCGCAGUUUCUUGAUGCGGUGCAACUCACCCUGGAACAGAUAGACGUAGUUCGUAGGCUUGCCUCGAAAUAUCCGAAGAAAAUAAAAAUGGUAAUGAACAGCAGGGAGCUCGAAAAAGCGCAUAAAGAUGGCGUGAUUGGGAGUUUAGUAGGGAUCGAGGGUGGCCACAGUAUCGGGACAUCCAUGGCUGUGUUGAGAAGUUUUCAUCAAUUAGGAGCUCGAUAUAUGACCCUCACGGCAGAUUCUUGUUCGGUAGAAGAUUCGAAUUCAGACGCACGAUUGGAUUUUCACAGCGAUGGAUUAUCGGCAUUUGGCAAAGCGGUAGUGAAAGAAUUGAAUCGAUUAGGAAUGCUUGUAGAUUUGUCUCACGUUUCGAUAAGGACUAUGAGGGAUGCAUUGGCGAUAAGUAAAGCGCCAGUGAUCUUUUCUCAUAGUGCAGCCAGAGCUCUCUGUAAUUCGUCCAGUAAUGUUCCAGAUGAUGUACUCCGUAAUUUGUCCACCGAUUGAAUUACCGGAUGUUUCCGGCUAUCCUUUGCUACUAGCUGAAUUGACCAGAGACCGAAGAUGGUCGGCUCUAGAUAUCAAGAAAUUGGUUGGCGGAAAUUUAUUGAGGGUGCUGAAGGAAGUGGAGAAUUAUGCAGCAACAAUGUCGCAUCAAUCUCCGACGGAAGAAUUGAUUCCUCAAGAGUUGAUAGAGGAUACUGCCUACUGUAGAUACCAUGACGCUUAGAAACGUUUCAAUAAUAUCGGUAAUCAUCAAUCUUUGAUUCAUCGAAACAUCAAAUCGCCUGUUCCUUAUCGUUUUCUCUCUCUUUGUACCUGGAUUACUCUGUUUUUUUCAUGUUUUAAUAAAGCAGGCACGGUUCAUCUGGAUCAUCGUUUUUCCUCUAUUCCAUUUGCAUUUCGU